CGGACGCUAAUAAGACCCAAUGGCUGGUGCAAGGUGGCCAGGAGCUCUGAGACGCGACACAAGACGGUGGACGAAGGAGAGAAGGAGAAGCAGGAGGAAAGAAAAAACUUAGCAGAGACUUUUCUGGAUGGAAAGAAAGGGUGAGAGCGCCACGGGAGUGUAUAUAGGAACUGCAGGGAGCCGUGCGUGGGGCUUUUAGCGUGCGUCAGUUCGUGUGUCACGUCAAAGGAUCUGCGUGGAGCGAGAAGCGGUGACUGACCAGAAACACCCGAAAAACACCUGCGGCGAGCCAGGUACCUGCUAAGGACGUAUGGGGAUGUUUGUGGCUGAGCAGCUGAUAGUAAUCGUUAUUUUUUGGACAGAAACCUGAAAGAUCUAAUGUGUCUUCUUAUGUUUUUAACAACUGGGGCCAAAGUUCAUAAACUCUACAUUUCGGCCAAUCAAGACUUUUCCUGUGAGCUAUGACUUUUGGUCAUGAAAACUGUACAAAACUAAAGAAAGUCAGAACAAAUACAGUUUUUGACUCUUAUAAAACUCUUUCUUUCCAAGAGUGAAUACAGUAAAUAUAAAUUCCUGUUCUUGAAGUGUUGUCAUAUCAUCAUCAGCUCUAGUACCACAUGAUUUGGAAUGGACCAAGAUUUGACCAUCAUUCACAUCACACACCUGGACCCGGGGUAUCACUGUGAGCCGCUGACUCCUGAGAGCCCCAACCGUCCCCAAUGAAGCAGUCCUGGUGGGCCCGCCUGGCACAGCUCGGCCUGUUCGCUGUGUGGACCUGCAUAUGGUUGGUCCAGGGAUGCGGACCAGGCCCUGGGUAUGGCGUCCGCUCAAGGCCCAGGAAACUCACUGCCAUGCACUACAAGCAGUUUUUCCCCAACUUCUCAGAAAACAACCUUGGUGCAAGCGGGAGAGCAGAGGGCAAGAUCACACGCAACACUGAGCACUUCAAUGAACUUGUGUGCAACUACAACCCAGACAUCGUCUUCAAGGAUGAGGAGAAUACCAACGCAGACCGCUUCAUGACAAAGCGCUGUAAGGACUGUUUGAACAGGUUGGCAAUUGCAGUGAUGAACCAGUGGCCAGGGGUACACUUACGUGUGACGGAGGCCUGGGAUGAGGACGGACACCACCCUGCCAGCUCUCUUCACUAUGAAGGCCGGGCCGUAGAUAUAACCACUGAUGACAGAGACACAGACAAGUACGGUCUUCUUGCCCAGCUGGCUGUGGAGGCCGGCUUUGACUGGGUUCACUACGAGUCCAAAUAUCACAUCCAUUGCUCUGUAAAAGCUGAUCACUCUGUUGCUGUGGAAAAAGGUGGCUGUUUCCCAGGCUGGGCCCGGGUCACUGUUGCUGGAGGGAUGCAGAAGAGCCUGUCGUCCUUGGCUCCUGGGGACAGAGUCAUGGCCCUGUCCGCGACAGGCCAAGUAGUGUUGAGCCAGGUCCUCAUGUUUCUGCACCAGGAUCAAGAAAGCUGGUCUACUUUUCUGUCUCUGGAGACAGAAGAUGGCCAUAGAUUGGCCCUCACUCCACAUCACUUACUCUUUUUAGCCCCCCUUUGCAGACUCCACAGCAGUGAGUAUCAGGCUCAGUUUGCUAGCAGAGUCAAAACAGGAGAUUGUGUUCUCAUCCAUACAGCUCAGGGUCAAGUACGUCCAUCACGAAUCAUCUCAGUUUCAGUAGAGGAGAGUUUGGGUGUGUAUGCGCCUUUGACAGAAGCUGGAACUGUGUUUGUUGAUGGGGUGCUGGCAUCCAGCUAUGCUCUAGUGGAGGACCAAAGACUUGCACACUGGGCAUUUGGACCAGUGCGACUCCUUGCCUCAUUCAACCAGCUACUUUGGGGGGAGACAAGAAAAGACCACCAGACCACAGACAGUGAGACAGCUUGCACUGAGACUCCAUUUCAUUGUAGCACUUUGGCCACAGAGUACAAAGCAUGUGUGUAUGUGAAUAAUGGCACCGAGAUGGAAAUGAAAGACAAGCAGACAUCAAAUAUGCACUGGUAUGCUAGAUUACUGUACAGCUUUGGAUGUAUCUUUUUAGACUCAAACUCAUUUCAUCCUUAAAAACAUAAAACUAUACUCAGUAAACAUUGCACUGUUCAAUGUUAAAGCUUUAAAGCAUUCUCCCUAACACUUCCUGUUAUUUUCUUCAAUAAAUGAAAGCACUGGAAUGUCUUGCUUGCUUUUUUUUUUUUACCCAUGGUUGCAUUUUAAACUAUUAUAAUGAUAUACAUGAUACUACUUAAGUGAUAUUUUGUAAGAGAUGACAAUCUGAGAAGGUUACUGUAAAAAAUGAUAUUGAAAAUAACUGUAUAAUGGUCUAUUUGUACAUCAUGUUAUUUCUGUUAAUUAUUAUUGUUAUAUGUGUAAAACAUAUAUCUUAUUCUAAUGUGAUAGGAAUUCAUUUUUCCCACAACAAUAGAAACUUUAUUUUUGUACUUUCUGAAUCAUAAUAUAUAAUGUUUAAUUUUAUUAUAAUAAUUACACUCCAUGUAUUGUACGUCACAUGUCAUGCCAUAAAAUCAGAUUAAAAUGUCAUUUUAUUAAGCAACACCCUGCUUUUCUUCAGCUUUAGUGUACAUUGUGUCUGUUAAGCUGAUUUGUCAUUUGCUUGUUUAGCAGAACUGAGUGUGAAAAACCUGAGACUCAUGCAAAAAUAUUGUCAUCGGUCUUGGUUGAGUAUUACGUAUAUACUGUAUGUCUCAGUUUUUAAUAGCUCUACGGGAAUCAAGUCCAGCAGGCGUGCAGGUUAAUGAAAAGCCCGGACUUACUUAAUAUUCCCCAUACUGUGCCACCACCUUGACUUUAUCACUGACUUUAUCACAUAGCUACUUCAAGGGAGUGUUUGCUUUUCCUACAAUCUUGACCGAGACAGUUUUUUAGUAAUCACUGAUCAAAUUGGGUCACAAGUAUAUCUGUUGAUGGGAUUGUGUAGUUCAUUGUUGACGGAAUUUCCUUUGUAAACUUUUGCAAACAGAUGUGCCAUUUUCAAGUUGCCAUUAUUGGAUUUAGUUUACUUUUAAAAGGUUUAUUCUUAUGUGCAAGGCCAUAUUCAGGACUGUAGUACAGUAAAGGGUUAUACACCCCCUUGUGGAGAAAGCUGAUAUCAGGUUUGCACAUUUAAUUUACAAUAAAUGCACUUGUACAUACAAUAACAACUCUAGAUAAUAAAUCAUAGCUCAAAAAACGUUGAUUUGAAUUGUAUGUUGU
Molecule: messenger RNA, 3209 nt
Organism: Eleginops maclovinus (Patagonian blennie)
Lineage: Eukaryota; Metazoa; Chordata; Actinopteri; Perciformes; Eleginopidae
Gene: dhh
Product: desert hedgehog signaling molecule
Exons: 3
Coding region: 720-2063 (447 amino acids)
Biological process (GO): protein autoprocessing; cell-cell signaling; intein-mediated protein splicing
Molecular function (GO): patched binding; calcium ion binding
Source: RefSeq, a predicted model, not a curated record